AUGAUGUCGGCCGUGUCCAUGGCAGGCCGAGCUCCAUCUCGCCUGCUCCGGCAUGGUCGAUGCCUCCCGACGGCCGUCCCCUCGACCCGCGCCGCCGCCUUCUCGGUCAGCGCCCAGGUGCAGCUGCAGCAGAUCGUCCACCGCCCGCAGCCCAAGACGCUCAAGACGCUCAACAGCUACGCCAACACGCGCCGCACGCUGUCGCAGUCGACCAAGCGCGCCGCGACGGCCGUCGACUCGGCCGUGACAGACUCGGUGCACGACCCCAAGGCGUACAUGCAGAGCGGUGUGGUCAAACCACGGGCAGAGGUCGACGUCAAGAAGGUGCUGGUGAUUGGGAGUGGCGGUCUUGCCAUUGGCCAGGCCGGCGAGUUCGACUACUCGGGCGGCCAGGCCCUCAAGGCCCUCAAGGAGGCCGGCGUGGCCUCGGUGCUGAUCAACCCCAACAUCGCCACGAUCCAGACCAACCACUCGCUCGCCGACGAGGUGUACUACCUGCCGGUGACGCCCGAGUAUGUCAGCUACGUCAUUGAGCGCGAGAAGCCCGACGGCAUCUUUCUGUCGUUUGGUGGCCAGACGGCGCUGAACCUGGGUGUCGAGAUGGAGCGCCGCGGCCUCUUUGCCAAGUACGGCGUGCGCGUGCUCGGCACGAGUGUCCGCACGCUCGAGCUCAGCGAGGACCGCGACCUGUUUGCCCGCGCGCUCGACGAGAUCAACAUUCCCAUUGCCAAGUCGAUUGCCGUCAGCACCGUCGACGAGGCACUCGACGCCGCCCGGAAGAUCGGCUACCCCAUCAUCGUGCGCGCGGCGUACGCCCUGGGCGGUCUGGGCUCGGGCUUUGCCAACAACGAGGAGGAGCUGCGCAACAUGUCGGCGCGGUCGCUGACGCUGUCGCCGCAGAUCCUGGUCGAGAAGUCGCUCAAGGGCUGGAAGGAGCUCGAGUACGAGGUCGUCCGCGACGCCAACAACAACUGUAUCACGGUCUGCAACAUGGAGAACUUUGACCCGCUCGGCAUCCACACCGGCGACUCGAUUGUCGUCGCGCCCAGCCAGACGCUGAGCGACGAGGAGUACCACAUGCUGCGGUCCGCCGCCAUCAAGAUUGUGCGCCACCUGGGCGUUGUGGGGGAGUGCAAUGUGCAGUACGCCCUGCAGCCCGACGGCCUGGACUACCGCGUGAUUGAGGUCAACGCCCGUCUGUCGCGGUCAUCGGCGCUCGCCUCCAAGGCCACGGGCUACCCGCUCGCGUACACGGCGGCCAAGAUCGGUCUCGGCCACACCCUGCCCGAGCUGCCCAAUGCCGUCACCAAAACGACGACGGCCAACUUUGAGCCGUCGCUCGACUACAUCGUCACCAAGAUCCCCCGCUGGGACCUGUCCAAGUUCCAGCACGUCAAGCGCGACAUUGGCAGCGCCAUGAAGUCGGUCGGCGAGGUCAUGGCCAUCGGCCGCACCUUUGAGGAGUCGUUCCAAAAGGCCAUCCGCCAGGUCGACCCCCGCUUCGUCGGCUUCCAGGGCGACAAGUUUGCGGACCUCGACUUUGAGCUGCAGAACCCCACCGACCGCCGCUGGCUCGCCGUCGGCCAGGCCAUGCUGCACGAGAACUACUCGGUCGACCGCGUGCACGAGCUGACCAAGAUUGACAAGUGGUUCCUGUACAAGCUGCAGAACAUUGUCGACACCACCCGCGAGCUACAGGCUGUGGGCAGCCUCGGCGGCCUCAAGCGCGAGCUCCUGACCAAGGCCAAGAAGAUGGGCUUCUCGGAUCGCCAGAUCGCCAGCGCCCUCGGCAGCACCGAGGACGAGGUCCGCGCCGUCCGUCGCCAGUUUGGCAUCCACCCCUGGGUCAAGAAGAUUGACACCCUCGCCGCCGAGUUCCCCGCCAACACCAAUUACCUCUACACCACCUACAACGCCAGCACCCACGACAUCACCUUUGAGGACAAGGGCACCGUCGUUCUCGGCAGCGGCGUCUACCGGAUCGGUAGCUCUGUCGAGUUUGACUGGUGCUCUGUCAGCGCUGCUCGCGCUCUGCGCGCGAUGGGCAAGAAGACGGUCAUGAUUAAUCACUCCACGUGUUUAUUCAUACAUCUCGUGCUCCUUCUUUCUACGGGCACCUUGCAACCUUCCUUUGCACACGCCGCUGUUCUCAGGAGCACAUUAAAGUGGACCCGAGUGGGUCCUCCGACUUACAACAUCACCAACCUCCUAAAACUCCUCCUACGCACUCCCUUGCCUUCUUUCACUAACAAUCCCGAGACCGUAUCCACCGACAGCGAUGAGGCGGAUCGGCUGUACUUUGAUGAGAGCAGCUACGAGCGUGUGAUGGACAUCUACGAGCUCGAGCAGGCCAGCGAUGUUGUUGUGUCGGUGGGUGGCCAGCUGCCGCAGAACAUUGCGCUCCGUCUGCAGGAGACUGGCGGUGCCAAGGUUCUGGGCACCGACCCGCGGAACAUUGACAAGGCCGAGGAUCGUCAGAAGUUCUCCAACAUUCUGGACAACAUUGGCGUUGACCAGCCUGCGUGGAAGGAGUUGACGUCUGUUGAUGCUGCUGCCAAGUUCGCCGAGGAUGUCGGCUACCCGGUCCUUGUCCGUCCGAGCUACGUUCUGUCCGGCGCUGCCAUGACCGUCAUCCACAGCCAGGAAGACCUCAAGGACAAGCUCGAGGCUGCGUCCAGCGUCUCGCCGGACCACCCCGUCGUGAUCAGCAAGUUCAUCGAGGGCGCCCAGGAGAUCGACGUGGAUGGUGUUGCGUCCAAGGGCGAGCUGAUCCUGCACGCUGUCAGCGAGCACAUUGAGCAGGCCGGUGUGCACUCGGGCGACGCGUCGAUGAUCCUGCCGCCGGUGUCGCUCGACGACACCACGAUGGACCGCGUCAAGGAGAUUGCCCAGAAGGUCGCCGCCGCACUCGAGAUCACCGGCCCCUUCAACAUGCAGAUAAUCAAGGCCGACGACCCUGCCGGCGGCCUGCCGGCGCUCAAGGUCAUUGAGUGCAACCUGCGCGCGUCGCGCUCGUUCCCCUUUGUCAGCAAGGUGCUCGGCACCAACUUCAUCGACGCAGCGACCCACGCCCUGGUCGGCGAGGACGUCCCUGCUGCGCGCGACCUGAUGAAGGUCCCGCGCGACUACGUGGCCACCAAGGUGCCCCAGUUCUCGUGGACCCGCCUGGCCGGCGCCGACCCCUUCUUGGGCGUCGAGAUGUCCAGCACGGGCGAGAUGGCCUGCUUCGGCAAGGAUCUGGUGGAGGCCUACUGGGCGUCGGUGCAGUCGGCCAUGAACUUCCGCGUGCCCGAGAUUGGCGAGGGCCUGCUGUUUGGCGGCGAGACCAGCAAGGACUGGCUCGCCAAGGUCAUCAACUUUGUCGGCCCCAUGGGAUACAAACUGUACGCCGCCGAGCCGCGCGUCAAGGCGUUCCUCGAGGCCGAGAGCAAGACGCCCAUCGAUGUGCAGGUCAUUGAGUUCCCCACCGAGGACAAGCGCCAGCUGCGCGAGGUCUUUGCCAAGUACGACAUCCGCGGCGUCUUCAACCUGGCCAAGGCCCGCGGCAAGACGGUGCAGGACGUCGACUACGUCAUGCGCCGCAACGCCGUCGACUUUGGCGUGCCCCUGUUCAUGGAGCCCAAGACUGCCAUCCUCUUCGCCCAGUGUUUGAGCGAGAAGCUGCCCCGCGCCGAGGGCACACCGUCCGAGGUUCGCCGGUGGUCCGACUUCAUCGGCGGCAAGCCUCUGUAA
Sporothrix schenckii 1099-18 is the source of this 3732-nucleotide messenger RNA. Its product is annotated as carbamoyl-phosphate synthase large subunit. Gene Ontology annotation, molecular function: ATP binding; dihydroorotase activity; metal ion binding. Gene Ontology annotation, biological process: 'de novo' pyrimidine nucleobase biosynthetic process; UTP biosynthetic process; L-citrulline biosynthetic process. The transcript is spliced from 4 exons. Lineage: Eukaryota; Fungi; Ascomycota; Sordariomycetes; Ophiostomatales; Ophiostomataceae. The coding region runs from base 1 to 3732 and encodes 1243 amino acids. Gene Ontology annotation, cellular component: cytoplasm; cytosol. The record is from RefSeq and is a predicted model, not a curated record.